ACGCUACAAAAGCGUAAAGUCGCAUGAGUUUUAGCGUGCGCUCGGUGCGUGUGACGCCACCCGGUGCGUGCGAGCUGCAGCAAUGUGCGAUUGGCGACGGUUGCCGCCGACGCUGCUGCGAAUCUGCAGCCGGGGCGGCCGCUGGUGGAGGCAGACGUUCCGGCCGACGCCGCUCACGGAUGAAGAUGUGGAGACGACUUCGGGCAUCACGGAGGAAGUGGAAGGAGGUCUAGUGGAGCACCGAAUUAUAUUUGUGAACCGUCCACAACCAAGCAAAUACUGCAGUAAUCACAUCUCCACUGCCAAAUACAACAUGCUCUCUUUUGUACCAAGCUUCCUUUUUGAGCAGUUUCGGCGUUACUCCAACAUCUUUUUUCUGUUCAUCGCACUGUUGCAGCAAAUUCCUGAUGUGUCUCCUACUGGACGGUAUACCACAUUGGUGCCUCUAGUGUUCAUCCUUAGUGUAUCAGCUAUAAAGGAGAUUAUUGAAGAUGUUAAAAGGCAUCAUGCAGACAAUGAAAUCAAUCAUCGUGAUGUUGAAGUGUUAAGAGAUGGUCACUGGCUUUGGAUACAGUGGCGAAAUGUAGUGGUGGGAGAUAUUGUUAAAGUGCACAACAAUCAGUUUUUUCCAGCAGACCUCAUUAUCCUAUCAUCAAGUGAACCACAAGCAAUUUGCUACAUUGAAACUUCAAACCUGGAUGGAGAAACUAACUUGAAAAUCAGACAGGCACUGCCUGACACAGCGCACCUUUUGGAAACAAAAGAUUUGACACAAUUCACUGGAACACUGGAAUGUGAGCUCCCAAAUCGUCAUUUAUACGAGUUCACAGGAAUCUUGAAAGAAACAAACAAACAGACAUUACCACUGGGACCUGACCAGCUUUUACUUAGAGGUGCAAUGCUGCGCAAUACCAGCUGGAUAUUUGGCCUUGUGGUAUAUACUGGUCAUGAGACCAAACUCAUGAAGAAUUCUACCUCAGCUCCACUGAAACGUUCUACAGUUGAUAAGCUUACAAACACACAGAUACUGAUGUUGUUCUUCAUACUUAUUGUUCUGUGUCUGCUAUCUGCUAUAUUUAAUGAAAUAUGGACUAAGGAACAUGCAAGAACAGACUGGUAUAUUGGUAUUGAUGAAAUGAUUAACCUCAACUUCGGGUAUAAUCUUCUGACAUUCAUAAUAUUGUACAACAACCUGAUACCAAUAUCCUUACAAGUUUCUCUUGAGGUUGUUCGUUUUGUACAGGCUAUUUUUAUUAAUAUGGAUAUUGAUAUGUACCAUGAAGAAAGUGAUACACCAGCUAUGGCAAGGACAUCAAAUCUGAAUGAAGAGCUAGGACAGGUGAAGUAUAUAUUCUCAGAUAAGACUGGCACACUUACAAGAAAUAUAAUGGAUUUCAAGAAGUGCUCCAUAGCUGAACAAAUUUAUACUUUAGCAGAUAAUCCAAAUGACACACAGUUAGUGAAGAAUUUGCAGUCUGGUCAUCCUUCAGCUCUCUACCUUAGAGAAUUCCUUAUUCUUAUGUCCGUUUGUCAUACAGUCAUUCCAGAGAGGAGUAAGGAUACAAUUAUAUAUAAUGCUGCCUCACCAGAUGAGAGGGCUCUUGUUCGUGGUGCCUGCCUUUUUGGCUAUGUUUUUGACACUAGGACACCACAUCAUGUAGAAAUAAGUGCUUUGGGAACAAGAGAGCGAUAUGAAAUUCUGAAUGUCUUGGAAUUUACAAGCAGUAGGAAAAGAAUGUCAGUCAUUACACGGAAUUCAGCUGGUGAAAUAAAGUUAUAUUGUAAAGGUGCAGACACUGUGAUAUAUGAAAGGUUAUCUCCAGAUGGGCAACAGUUCCGUGAGGCAACUCUCAGACACCUGGAAGAAUUUGCUACUGAAGGGCUUAGAACAUUGUGUUGCGCAGUUGCCAACAUAUCAGAAGAGGCCUAUGAGGAAUGGAAAAACACUUACCAUAAAGCAAGCACUUCAAUGCAGUAUCGGGAGAGGAAAUUAGAAGAUGCAGCAAAUUUAAUAGAAAAUAACCUAACACUUCUGGGAGCAACUGCUAUAGAAGACAAAUUACAAGAUCAGGUGCCUGAAACAAUAGCAGCCCUCAUUAAAGCUGAUAUACGUGUUUGGGUAUUGACGGGGGAUAAACAAGAAACUGCUAUUAAUAUUGGCUAUUCAUGUAAGCUAAUAGUUCAUGGAACACCACUACUGAUACUGAAUGAAGAUAGCCUUGAUAGUACACGAGAAACAAUAGCACGCCAUAGUUCAGAAUUUGGUGACCAGUUGGGCAAAUCAAAUGAUGUUGCUCUUGUUAUUGAUGGGAAAACUCUAAAAUAUGCCCUCAGUUGUGAUGUCAGAAGGGAUUUUCUUGACCUCUGUGUCAGUUGCAAUGUGGUUAUCUGCUGCCGUGUCUCCCCAAUGCAGAAGGCUGAGGUUGUGGAACUUGUUACAUCACAUACGAAAAGUAUUACACUGGCUAUAGGAGAUGGUGCAAAUGAUGUUGCUAUGAUCCAAAAAGCUCAUGUUGGAGUUGGAAUCUCAGGAGUUGAAGGUCUCCAAGCAGCAUGCGCAUCUGAUUAUUCAAUAGCACAGUUUCGAUUUCUUCUGAAGCUGCUUUUUGUUCAUGGAGCAUGGAACUACAAUCGAAUGUGCAAAUUAAUUUUGUACAGCUUUUACAAAAACAUAUGCCUUUACGUAAUUGAACUGUGGUUUGCAAUAUAUUCAGGGUGGUCAGGACAAAUCCUGUUUGAGCGUUGGUCUAUUGGGUUAUACAAUGUGUUGUUCACAGCAGCUCCACCACUUGCACUGGGUCUGUUUGACAAAGUCUGUUCUGCUGAGACGAUGCUGAAGUAUCCUGCUCUGUACAAACCAUCUCAAAAUGCUGAUCUGUUCAAUGUUAGAGUUUUCUGGGUAUGGAUCCUCAAUGCUCUCGUACACUCAGUACUGUUGUACUGGCUACCAUUAUUUGCUCUGCAGAAAGAUGUUAUAUGGGCCAAUGGACGAGAAGGUGGUUAUCUGCUUCUAGGAAAUAUUGUGUAUACGUAUGUCGUAGUGACAGUAUGUUUGAAGGCUGGCUUGGUGACAAAUGCGUGGACGUGGCUCACUCAUCUUGCAAUCUGGGGCUCAAUUGCCAUGUGGUUUAUCUUUGUUGCUGUGUACAGUAAUUUUUGGCCUGUCAUCCCUGUUGGAGCUGUUAUGCUGGGAAUGGAUCGAAUGAUGUGUACUUCACCUGUUUUUUGGCUUGGACUCAUUCUCAUCCCAUUUAGUACACUGAUAGCAGAUGUGUCCUACAAGGUCAUCCAUUCGACAGCAUUUAAAUCACUUACAGAAGCUGCAAGGGAAAGUGAAAUCAGGAAAACAGACCCAGGAAAUGUUAUAAUGAGGGAAACAAGGCACUCACCGUUGCAUGCAAUUGGACAGCUGUCGAGAUUUACGUGGCAUGGCACAGAUGAAGAUCGCAUCACAUCACCACUCUGUUGCUCUCAUCACAGGAACCAAUGCAGAUUCUACACACGACUGACGGAAACAGCAAGGCUCCUGAAGAAUGUGAGAAGUGUAUUUUCAUUCAACCGAUGCUCUGCCACCAGGGUAAAUAUGGAAGUGGAACUCUCUCAUGGCUUUGCAUUUUCUCAAGAAGAAGGUGGUGCUGUCACACAGUCAGAAGUUAUUCGUGCUUACAACACCAACUUACCAAAACCGGGUGGCAUGUAAAAUAUAAGACAUUUUUAUUACAAUCCUGCAUGUGCAAAUGGGAUGACAUUUGGACUAGUUACUGCAGGGUUUAAUUUGCAAACUAUUGCAGCUAUUGUAUUCUGUGAAUGCCGGUAUUAGUAUGCAUCAGAGAUUUCACAAAUGGUGUUUGUGGUGUAUGUCUGUGCGUUUGCUGUACAGUCAAUUUCAUAUUAUGUAAAGUACAUUUUUAGUUUUUAUUUUCAAACCAGUUCAGUGUUUCAUACUGAAUGGAUCUCAGUUGAAGAAAGGAAACAGGGUACAUUAUGCUUUACGUAACUGAUCUGGAAACAUUAUAUUUCUUUAUUAUGAGUAUAUUCAACAAAAUUAAUUAAGUCUUAAGUGAGUACUUACUGUAGAUACCAACAGUAUUCAGCUUUCAAAUAGCUAAAUCAUCAGUGGUAAGUGCAUCACUGUUCAGAUAAAGUAUAAAUCUGACAAUGAGGUCACUAUUUCUAACUGUGACACUAUUUUCACAUUGAGUGUUCUUCCUUCCAUCAUCAGUACCUCCAGUUCUACUGUUCCUUCUGAAAAACGUAUUUUGAUAGAAAAUGGUGUUGCUAAAGUCGAUAUCUGCUUGUCAGAUACAUUACUAAUGUUGUAAGUUGUCACUAUUUCAUUUUCUAUUAAUAAUUUAACCCAGAGAGUCUUAGCAUGUGUGGGGAUUUUUUUUUUUUUUUUUACUAGUCAUUUUUAAUAGUCACCUCCUUUUUUAUAAUACAUGGACAUACAUUUUUGUUACUACAUUUUGACAUCAAAAACCAUCAGUUCAUUGUGAUUUAGAAUAAGUUGUAGACUUUGCCUCAUUCAAUUAUGUUAAAUUAUGUGUAACCAGUAUAAACCUUUAAACAGCGACGAGUUGAAGUUAUAAAUAUUAACUCACUGGUGAAUAACAGUGAAAGCACCAUAUACUCAUUUUCCAGCAAUAGUCAGUCAGAAACAGUGUUAUCAACCUGUUUCACUCACAACAUUAUAGAAUUUCAAACUAUAAUGAGAGUAAAUUUUAAAACAAACUAAGGUUAUCCAAACAUUCUUUUUUCCUAGUACUCGGAAUCAGGAGUUUGUUUCUAUUGGUUUCAUCCAGUAUUGUAAGAGUAAGAAUUUAUGCUGUUUAUAAUACAUAUUAAUUGUGCAUACAGAGGUGUAAUGGUUCUUAUGUGCUUGUAUCAGCCUUUGUAUUUUAUAUAUUCAGGUGUUUUUAAAGUGUUUUGCCAGAUACAAAGUUACUGACAACAAAAAUUUAAAAAAAGCAUUUCCCCUCCCCCCUCUCUGCUACAAAUGCAGUUUUUUAUUUGAAACCGUGUUACUAAUCAAGAAUCAGUAACGUGUGAGUGAAUGUGGCAGCACGUCCAUCGUGAAUGUAGUAAAUAAAUUCAAAGAAAAAUUUUGUUAACUAUACUAUAUAUGAAUGCAUUCUGAAUGUUCAUAUUUUCACUUUCGUAAAUUAUAUUUAAAAUAAAAAGUAAAUUUUGCUAUUUUAAGUGUUUGUGUUGCAGAGUAUAUGCAAUAAUAUCCAAGAAACUAAUAAGCCUGUCACGACAUAUUGCCCAUAACAAGUAUGUUGUCCAGUUCUUGUUUUUUAUCUGUGAAAGUCAUCAUUAUAAAUCUAUGAGUGAAACACUGCACUGUGCAAACACAAUAUACAUUUCAAUGGAGCUACACAAUUUUAUUGGUAAUAUCAUUUUGCAAUUGAAACGAAGAAUCAUCCCAGAUAUACCUAUAAUGGUAAGUGGUACACAAGGACAAUUCACUGUUUCAAAUUUUAUUGUACUUUCCUUAGCAGAACAGAGUGCUGUUAUACUACGUCAAAG
Messenger RNA from Schistocerca cancellata (South American locust), 5529 nucleotides. RefSeq names its product probable phospholipid-transporting ATPase IA (gene ATP8A). Gene Ontology annotation, molecular function: magnesium ion binding; ATPase-coupled intramembrane lipid carrier activity; ATP hydrolysis activity. The record is from RefSeq and is a predicted model, not a curated record. Gene Ontology annotation, biological process: phospholipid translocation. The transcript has 25 exons. NCBI's taxonomy places the organism in Eukaryota, Metazoa, Arthropoda, Insecta, Orthoptera, Acrididae. Gene Ontology annotation, cellular component: plasma membrane. The coding region runs from base 83 to 3700 and encodes 1205 amino acids.